AUGGACGACAGAGCCGGCGCAGGGGAAGAGGCACUGGGGAGCGAGGAAACCACCGAAGACGACGAGGGAGACGAGGCAGAGGGCGGGGGAGAGGCACCACCCCUACAGCAGCAUCCAAAGCCCCCAUGGAAUCAACCGGCCGCAGAUGCACCUCCGCACCCACCGAACGACGAAGAACCGAAGCAGGAGGCUCCAGGUCCACAGAGCUCACCGGAGGAGCAGACAAACCAGAGCCAGACACGGCAGGGCCAGACGGAACGCCCACUGAAACCGCAGCAGGAACCAGGACAGAGAGAGGAUCUGCUGAGGAAACCCCACGCUCAGACAAGCAGGGAAAGUCACCCUCCAGGAAAACCGAAGGGACCUCAGCACGAGGAGCAUCACAGCCGGCGGCCACGUGGCCCUCAGCACCACACCGGAAACAGGUCCGUGUCUGGCCCUGAUAAAAGAUCCAUAGAGGGAGCCCACGAUACACAAUCCUGGACGGAAUAG
Molecule: messenger RNA, 492 nt
Organism: Procambarus clarkii (red swamp crayfish)
Lineage: Eukaryota; Metazoa; Arthropoda; Malacostraca; Decapoda; Cambaridae
Source: RefSeq, a predicted model, not a curated record